Messenger RNA from Pan troglodytes (chimpanzee), 2503 nucleotides. It is a transcript of the gene NUCB2, whose product is annotated as nucleobindin 2. The transcript is spliced from 19 exons. Gene Ontology annotation, molecular function: calcium ion binding. Gene Ontology annotation, cellular component: extracellular exosome; endoplasmic reticulum-Golgi intermediate compartment. Lineage: Eukaryota; Metazoa; Chordata; Mammalia; Primates; Hominidae. The record is from RefSeq and is a predicted model, not a curated record. The coding region runs from base 1137 to 2399 and encodes 420 amino acids.
AGUGUUAUUCUAGUCACAGACUCUAUUCUCCAGGCUAUAGGAGUGAAUACCUGACCCAAACAGGACUUAGAUUCCUCCUACUGAGAAUCUGAAACUUAAUUGGGAACACCCAAAGACAGAAGGAACUAACCUAAUGACAACUUCCAGAAAGAAGGCCGAAGAUCUCCAGCCCCUAGGAUUUAGGUUCUCAACAAAGCUGACUCAGGGUCACCUCUGAAAUGAGUGUGAAGGAAGAAUGGGAGGUUUGAGGAGCAAGGAAAGCAAACACAUUUUGAGUUUCUCAGCUGAGCCAAAGGAAAUCAAGAAAUCUCCUGGAAUCAAGGAAAUCAAGGAAUCAAUUACUUACACCAUGCUGAGCAAGAGACAACAUGAAGGCAGAGGUAGCAGUAAUCAGACAGGAUUUCCAAGGGUCUCACUCUGUGGCACAAUGAUCAUGGUUCACUGCAGCCUCGGCCUUCUGAGCUCAAGUGAUCCUCCCGCCUCCGCCUCCGCCUCCUGAGUAGCUGGGACUACAGAUGUGCGACACAGCACCUGGCAAAUUUUUAAGUAUUUUCUUCAGACUGAAACAUCAUUGUGUUAAAGAUAAAAAAGAAAAAAAUAUUCUUGUGGAGAUAGGAUCUCACUGUUGUCCAGAUUGGUCUCAAAUGUUUGAGCUCAAGCCAUCCUCCUGCCUUGGCCUCCCAAAGUGCUGGCAUUACAGGGUGAAAAAAACUAAUCGGCAGAAUGAAACUUCGUAAACAGCCUGUGGCUCCAAAAGCUUCUGGAAGGCUCAAGCUACCCAUGUGCAUCUUUGAUCCUCAGUUUCCCCAUCUUUAAAAUGAGGGGUUUGGAAUAGAUGUCUGUUCUCUGGGGCAGGAUGCAGAGGAAAGAGCUGUCUGCGAAUGGGCGAGAGAGAAGAACGUGUUACGUGUCAGUUUUUAGUGAAAAAACAUUGAGCUAGGAGCCAAGACCCAUCUCUUCACUAUUUUGGUAUUGUGCAAGUCAUCUUACCUCUCUGGAUCUCAGUUGUCUCAUCUGUAAAAAGGAGAUAAAAAUUAUUUACCUGCCUGAACGUCCAUAUCUCUCUUAUGAAAGAAGAGGGUGAUAAAGGAAAGGAGAAGGCCAUUCUUACUGACCUGAUAGUGGAAGAAAAGUAGAUGAGGUGGAGGACCAUCCUGCUACAGUAUUGCUUUCUCUUGAUCACAUGUUUACUUACUGCUCUUGAAGCUGUGCCUAUUGACAUAGACAAGACAAAAGUACAAAAUAUUCACCCUGUGGAAAGUGCGAAGAUAGAACCACCAGAUACUGGACUUUAUUAUGAUGAAUAUCUCAAGCAAGUGAUUGAUGUGCUGGAAACAGAUAAACACUUCAGAGAAAAGCUCCAGAAAGCAGACAUAGAGGAAAUAAAGAGUGGGAGGCUAAGCAAAGAACUGGAUUUAGUAAGUCACCAUGUGAGGACAAAACUUGAUGAACUGAAAAGGCAAGAAGUAGGAAGGUUAAGAAUGUUAAUUAAAGCUAAGUUGGAUUCCCUUCAAGAUAUAGGCAUGGACCACCAAGCUCUUCUAAAACAAUUUGAUCACCUAAACCACCUGAAUCCUGACAAGUUUGAAUCCACAGAUUUAGAUAUGCUAAUCAAAGCGGCAACAAGUGAUCUGGAACACUAUGACAAGACUCGACAUGAAGAAUUUAAAAAAUAUGAAAUGAUGAAGGAACAUGAAAGGAGAGAAUAUUUAAAAACAUUGAAUGAAGAAAAGAGAAAAGAAGAAGAGUCUAAAUUUGAAGAAAUGAAGAAAAAGCAUGAAAAUCACCCUAAAGUUAAUCACCCAGGAAGCAAAGAUCAACUAAAAGAGGUAUGGGAAGAGACUGAUGGAUUGGAUCCUAAUGACUUUGACCCCAAGACAUUUUUCAAAUUACAUGAUGUCAAUAGUGAUGGAUUCCUGGAUGAACAAGAAUUAGAAGCCCUAUUUACUAAAGAGUUGGAGAAAGUAUAUGACCCUAAAAAUGAAGAGGAUGAUAUGGUAGAAAUGGAAGAAGAAAGGCUUAGAAUGAGGGAACAUGUAAUGAAUGAGGUUGAUACUAACAAAGACAGAUUGGUGACUCUGGAGGAGUUUUUGAAAGCCACAGAAAAAAAAGAAUUCUUGGAGCCAGAUAGCUGGGAGACAUUAGAUCAGCAACAGUUCUUCACAGAGGAAGAACUAAAAGAAUAUGAAAAUAUUAUUGCUUUACAAGAAAAUGAACUUAAGAAGAAGGCAGAUGAGCUUCAGAAACAAAAAGAAGAGCUACAACGUCAGCAUGAUCAACUGGAGGCUCAGAAGCUGGAAUAUCAUCAGGUCAUACAGCAGAUGGAACAAAAAAAAUUACAACAAGGAAUUCCUCCAUCAGGGCCAGCUGGAGAAUUGAAGUUUGAGCCACACAUUUAAAGUCUGAAGUCCACCAGAACUUGGAAGAAAGCUGUUAACUCAACAUCUAUUUCAUCUUUUUAGCUCCCUUCCUUUUUCUCUGCUCAAUAAAUAUUUUAAAAGCA